AUGGGUGACUGUCUCCACUUGGCUGUGAUUCUAGCUCGAGUUGGCUCACAUGGCCCCUCUAACCCCAAGCCCCAUGAUCAUGCCCCUCACUUGCCUGUUACAGUUUUGCUAGUUUGCAAAGUGAAGUAUGGGCCUUCAGCAUGCUACUUUGAAGAAUCCGUUUCACAGCUUUCCAUUUCAUCCACAGAGGUCCCAGGCCCUGAGCCUAGCCAGCAAAAGCAAGUGGUCUUUGGCUGCAGGGACACCAUGGAGCUGAUCUGCUCUCUGCCUGGAGAUGCCUGCACAGGCUGCACUGUCUGGUCUAAGGAUGGCACAGAGCUGGUAGCUUCCCACCGCAUCCUGGUGGGGCACCAGAGGUUACAAGUGCUGAACGUCUCCCAUGAUGAUGCCGGGGUCUACAUGUGCCAGCAGCAGCUCACUCAGGAUGUCCUGUGCUACUUCACUGUGCAUGUGACAAAUGCUCCAUCCUCAGGAGAUGAUGAAGAUGGUGAGAGCGUGGCUGAAGACACAGCACUUCUGCCAUCAGGGCCCCCUUACUGGACUCGGCCAGACCAUAUGGUUAUGAAACUGCUGGCUGUGCCAGCCACCAGCACUGUGUGCUUCCAUUGUGCAGCUGCUGACAACCCUACCCCCUCCAUCUCCUGGCUGAAGAAUGGCAAGGAAUUACGAGGGGAGCAACACAUGGGGGGCAUCAAGCUUAGGCACCAGCAUUGGAGCCUGGUCAUGGAGAGUGUGGUGCCUUCUGAUAGCGGCUAUUACACCUGCGUGGUUCAGAACAAGUUUGGUAGCAUCCAGCAGACUUACACACUGGAUGUACUGGAGCACUUCCCACAUUGGCCCAUUUUGCAUGCUGGGCUGCCAGAAAACCAGACAGCCACUCUAGGAAGUGAUGUAGAGUUCCACUGCAAGGUGUACAGUGAUGCUCAACCACACAUCCAGUGGCUGAAGCAUGUUGAGGUGAAUGGCAGCAAGACAGGCCCGGAUGGCAAGCCCUAUGCCACCGUACUCAAGAUUUACUGGAUCAGUGACAAUCUGAAGGCAGAUGCACACCUUUAUCUCAGUGUGUCAGAAUGGGACAGGUACAUUUGUUGAGCCAUGAAUUUCAUGAGCAUGGCUGAGAAGGCAUUUUGGUCAUAUGCUCACAGUCCUCCAGAUGCAGAGGGCAUCCAUUGCAGUGGUAGAGCUGUAGUUGUCAAGGUGGUAGCAGAGGUGGCAUUUUCCUUGAAGCCUGCCUGA
Arvicola amphibius (Eurasian water vole) is the source of this 1236-nucleotide messenger RNA. Its product is annotated as fibroblast growth factor receptor 3-like. The record is from RefSeq and is a predicted model, not a curated record. NCBI's taxonomy places the organism in Eukaryota, Metazoa, Chordata, Mammalia, Rodentia, Cricetidae. Gene Ontology annotation, molecular function: fibroblast growth factor receptor activity; fibroblast growth factor binding. Gene Ontology annotation, cellular component: plasma membrane.